CUCGUGUUUUUUUAUAGACAACUUUUGCACAUAUAGAACUUAACAUAUAGAAAUGUCGCAUAAUAAAUAUAGCUUUAAUUAUUGUAUUGUGAAAAAAGAGCAAAUUAUAAUUUGAUUUGCAAUGCUCGAUAAUUAUAUUGUCAAUCGAACAGCCUAUGCAGCAAGUGCGUUAGGAAUCCGAAGAUCUUGAUUGUACAGAGCAUCCCGUAACGGAGGUGCUCGUUAUCAUUACCGCAAUGACAAUCCGUACAAUCGUAACGGUGGCAAUGAUCUUGCCAAGGCUACGAGAUCAGGCACGCGGGUAGAUGAUAAUGAUAAUGAUAACGAGAGGGAUCGCUUAUGCUUGCGCAGACGACUCUCGAAAAUGUCAGACUGAUAAAAAAAAUAUGUUUUAAUUGCGCGAUUGAGCAAUAAUAGAAUAAUUAUACAAUGAUUAUAAACUUCAAAGUCUGUUCAAAUAUUUCAAACAUAACAAGCGAUACAAAGUAAAAAUGUGAUUGAUAAUAAGAUGAUAAGAUGAGUACGGCGACAUGUUAUAUGCGUCUAGAAAUGUCGCACAGUGGCUGAUGUACAGCUUGUUAAAGUUUAGUCUUUGCGAUAAUGCACGCGAUAUAUUAUAUCACUACCGGAUGUUCUCUUACCAUCAGUUGUUGGCGUUAGAAAUACUAAGAGAUCUAAACUAAGAGAAUUGGCGAUCAUUUCAAUGCCAAGGCAGCUAUUGGAGCGAUUUAACAAUUAUAUUAGACAAUUUAUAAUUACAUGUUUAAUCGUCUCUAACUAUACACACAUUUACAUGUUAGUUAAUGAACAAAGUGUCUUUAUAAUGUAAAUCCUAGUGUCUGUUUUUUGAUCAGUUUCCGAUGUAGUUAUUUAAGAUAUUUUCUUAUUAUCUCUUUACUAUAAAAUACGUCAUUUUUACAGUAGGACUCUUAUUAACAAAAAAUAUUACUCGUCUGGAGACCGUUUAAGUUUACAAUGUCGCGAGGGCGUUCAAUUACCAAUGACAGUCGCCGACGGUGCGACGCGACGGUGUUAGUGUAGACAGGCAUGAUUACUCGCGUGCAAUCGCGCCGAUGCGAUAUAACUCGAGCGCGACAACUGUUCUGAUAUGAGAACUCGAGACUAACCAUCAACUGCGGGACAAUCUAACCAUCAGUCUUAAACGGAAUAUAUUUAUUGACUGGGCCGAGAGUGCAAAGCCGUGCCGGUGACAUCAGCAUCCGCUUUCCUCGCCGUUGCGUCUCAUCGUCGAACCUUGCUUUUCAUGAUUAUUUGCUUGAUAACACUUGUUGGAGUUCCAACUUGCGAUCAAAUCGAAUAAUGUAAUCGUGGUGAGUUCAAUCGCCGAUGUUAAAAUGCGGAUGCUACGGAAUCUCGCUUGAAUUGUAAUUAACGUCAAUUAGAGGUACUCAGAAACUGGUUAAUUACGAAAGCUAAACUAAUCAGAGCUAACGGACACAUAUGAUUACAAUUCUUGUGAUAUGUGAUCGCGGCUGUUGUGCCUGUUUAUUGAAAAUAGAAUUAUAUACAUCUUCCCGCACAGAACUAGAAUUCCAUUAGAUGUCCAUUAGACGUCAACACAACUCCAUGAGAUAUCUAAUGGUUUUGUUUUGUGUGGGUUUAGAAUUGAAAUGUCAGAAAUAUUCUUUACUAUACUUAAAAGUUCGAUGUGUAAUUGUUUAGUUCUCAUAUUUUUGUAGAAAUUAUGCAGAUUUUAUCUUUUUUAUUAUUCUGUGCAAGUUUUGUCUCAAGUAAUAGCUAAGAUUGCAAGUUUCGCAGAAUAAUUGGCAAAAAAAAGUUACAAAAUAAAUUUGCUGUGACUCACAUCGAAUCAGCGCGGAUUUUAUAUAUUAAAAGAGAGAGAUAUGCACAUACACACACAUCCAAAAAACAUUCAACUUGCGCGCUUCCGUAAAAGUCGGUCAGAUGCAGAAUGCCGAAUAAUCCGUCAGUCACUCUCGUUUCUCGCUGAGGAUCGAUCAGUAAUUGUCAGAGAAAGCUCAUUACUAUAUAUAUAUAUAUCCGCAGAUCUAUUUUUAAUAUCUCGCUACGUGAGAGACGAGAAAUAGCUUUUUCAACAGAAAGCGGGAUAUAACCGCGACCGGCUUUUGCUGAUCGCGCUCUUCGUUUGAUUGCCGCGCAGAUAAAGGAAGGUCGAUAAACGUUACGGGAAAGCCUCUCUGUAGCCUCGCGUCGCGGAGAACUUUAGCCGACUCUUCAGAGUGGAGGGUGAUUGCGAGUAUUGGCGCCUGCGCCCGAGAAGAAACCCACCACCCUCCGUUAUCGCCAUGUCAGGAUACAGGCCGGCAGUUCCAUCUCGAGCGAAUGUGCAGCCAAGUCGGCAGCGAUUCCUCUUUGGCAACUCGGUUUGCGGUUGUCGCAGUUACACGAAUCAGGCACGCAAGCAGGUGCGUCGCCAGACCGCCGACAAAUAUGCGGAAAGCGUGGUCGAUGGACGUUUGAAGAAGAAGAUGCAGCUUCGAUCGGCUUCGAGCGGGACGGAAAUCCAGUCGCGUCCUCGCCGCGUUGUCGCGCGUAGUCUUCGUCAUCGUCGUCGUCGUCGUCGUCAUCGUCUUGAAGACAAGUCUAACAACUGUCGCUCUUCUCUGUUCUGCGAAUCGGUCCCACGGGGCCCGGAAUACGACGAUGUCGCAGCUGCUGCUCGAGCGCCGAGGAAUGCUCGCGAUGUUGUCCCAUCAGCACCGAGCGUUCUACUGCUACGUAAUUCUGAGCGUAUGGAUCUUCCUGCUGGUCGCUGGUAUGUACAAAUAUAUCGGCGUAGAUGAGAGAACUUCUAUACAAACGAGAAUCUUAAAUAAUGAUUUGUCACUUCGAGAAUUUCCAAGAAAUUUAAAGUCUGACGCAAAGACAAAGAAGAUCUUUCGGUUUUGUAAUUUGCCGCACGAGAUAACCGCAGAAGCCGAAGGAAAAGUCGAGGGCAACUUGACACUGGGCGGCAUCCUAAUCUUCAUCCGCCACGGAGACAGAGGACCUCUAACUCAUAUACGAAACAUAAGCAGCGUAAACUGUGGCGGUGAUUUCGGCGGUGCUACAGAGUUGGAAACCAUGUACGAGAAUUAUGUCAAUUUAGUACAAAAUGUAUCCAGCUACUCGAGAACUGCGUGGGCUCAAUUUCUGGGUCCGUUUCACGGUAUGCCUAUACUACCGACAAACACACGCGACUGUAAAAUCGGUCAGUUGACCACGCUCGGCGUCCUGCAGCUGUUGAAAACCGGGAUUCUCCUGAGAAACGCGUAUUAUCACAAGCUUAAUCUCGGCAACGGCACCACCUACAACAAAGAUGUCAUUGUUUAUAGCACAUCCUACCGCAGGACUGUGCAAAGCGUGAUCGCUUUGCUCUACGCAUUUUUUGAGAACGACGGUUUUCAGAACUUGGUGAGGAUCAGUCUGCAGGAAAGCCAAAGUUACACAUUCUGCAAUAACGAAUGCGCCUGUCCUGCGACGGAAAAAUUCUUGAAGCAGCAUUUGAAGGAGACCUCGAAUCAUCUGAAAUCUCAUCCGGCCAUCGGUGAGCUAAUCAGACAGGCAGCGAGCGCCGUGUUUGAACUUCCGGAUCAGGCGCAAACGUGCGAUCCAAACACGCUGAGGGACGCGCUGUUGACAUACGUAUGCCACGGUGCUCCGCUACCAUGUGCAGAACUCGACUCGCAGCGAAUAUGCGUGAAAAGCGAACAUGUAACCGGGCUCUUCGCUUAUACAGACUGGCAAUCCAAACAGAUCGCCAAGAGCAACAGUCACAAUAAAUACGGGUUGCUAAAGGCUUACGGGAUGCUACGCAGUAUCGUUAACUUUAUGUUGCGCGUCAUCUCUGAAGCCCGGCCGAAGAUUGCUCUUUACUCCGGCCACGACAAGUCCCUGGAGUAUCUCGCCACGGCGUUCGGCAUCGUGCCGGAUGUGGCGACAUAUUACGCUUCCCGACUCAUCAUCGAGAUCUAUAAGAUCAAUUCGCGGAACGACAAUCGCCUCGCCAGCGACUUCUAUUUCCGCGUUGUCGCCAACGGCCGGGACGUCACGCCGAGAAUUCCGUUCUGCAGAAAUGCCAAUAGCUAUUUUGGCGAUGAACAGACAGGAAAAAAAAGCAUCAAACUGUGUCCGAUAGAGAACAUUGUCAGACAACUGCAUGAUGAUUAUUUCGUGCCGUUCAACGCGACGAAUUUUAAAGAUGCCUGUUCGAAUCACAAGAUCCGUUGAAAUUAAUCAAUUCAAAGGAUUCUGCAGAAAUCGACGAGUUAAAAGGAAUUGAGAGAAGAUCAUCUUUUUGUAAUAGAAAAUUUACCUUCAAAGUUAGAAUUAUAAGAGGUUUCAACGGUUUUUGAAUAUUUCUUUUUAAUCCAUUUUCACUCUUAAUAUACUAUAUACAGAAGCACGUACUAUUUAACUAUAUAUAUAUUACAUAAAGAAAAAAAUUAACUGAUGAUUUAAUUUUAGAUCGGGAAUUAAUCUUUCCUUAAUCCGAAAUGGAUCCGUCUAGGAAUAUAAAUUGAUGAAUAAAAGAGCCCUAUAAAAAGAUAUGGAAAGAGUUAGAUAGUCUAUAGAAGCGUUCGUGUUCUCAUCAAAAUAAAUUCUUAUCUCAGUUCUUUUUAAUUCAUCUAUAUAUACAUAUUAUUUUGAUAGAAAAACAAGUCUACAUAUUUAAACGGAUCAAACAUUUCGACUUGCAUUAUACGCAUUAUAAAUAAGGUAAUAAGUCGCUGUGAAAGUAAUUAUGAAUAUUAUAUAAAAGAAUAUAUUGUGAAAAGACACAUCAUAACUAAAGAAAUCCUUUAAGAAAUUUUCCUACUAAAUUUUUCUUAUAUUAUGCAUGACAGAAAUGCAGUUUUUUGCCUUAAAACAAAAAAAAAAGAAAAAAAAUACAGGAAAGUAUUCUACUUUUAGUCUGCUAUUACAACGAUCAUAUGUGAAACUAUCUGUUUACCAUAUUCAAUGAGAUAUUUGCGGCUCAGAUUUUUCACAUUUCGCUAUAUCAACGCACACAUAUCAGAAACCAUAAAAUUAUCCAAAAAUUAAAAAAAUCUAAACAACAAGUGCAUAAGUUGGCAUUUUAACACGAAGCAAGCCUUAUCUCUUUAUAGAUUACAUUUCUAAACUUUUAAAUUAACGUAUCUUUUUAAAUAAAUCAAGAAACGAUAGAGCACUAUAUAUAAUAAACCGAUUAG
Messenger RNA from Pseudomyrmex gracilis, 5177 nucleotides. RefSeq names its product 2-phosphoxylose phosphatase 1. Gene Ontology annotation, biological process: dephosphorylation. The record is from RefSeq and is a predicted model, not a curated record. Gene Ontology annotation, molecular function: phosphatase activity. NCBI's taxonomy places the organism in Eukaryota, Metazoa, Arthropoda, Insecta, Hymenoptera, Formicidae. The transcript has 4 exons. Bases 2647 to 4212 code for a protein of 521 amino acids.